UCCAGUGCGCAUCUAUCAUCGCAAGACGAACAAUAAUUCUCAGUUCUUGAACUGUUAGCCACUCUUUCAACCACUCACCACAGUCUUUACAUUGCACAUUAUUUCAACUUUGCCUUACUUUAUUUGGAACGCUGCACAAUCUUCUCUAAAUCCAACUCUCGCCAAUCACCAUGAAGUUCUCCAUCAUCGCCGCUUCGCUCGUCGCCGUCGUUGCGGCCCAAUACAGCGAGGAGGUCUGCUCUGGCGCUGUCACUGUCACUGUCACCGAGACUCUCUCUUAUGGCAUUCACACACCCAGCGCCCCGGCCUCGCUCGCCGUUACCGCCCCUGCCCCCUACCCCACUGGCAGCGGUGCCGCCAUCCCUCCAGUCGUUCCCACCGGCACUGUCCUGACCCCACUCCCUUCCGAGGUCGGCACCAUUGCGCCCUCCGGCACCGGUGCGUAUAGCGCGCCUGUUUCUGAGUUUACUGGUGCUGCAUCCGGUGUCAAGGUUGGCGGUUUUGUUGCUGGUGUCGGUGCCGUUGCCGCGCUGUUCUUGUAGUUGAAGAUCUGUGGGGUACGAAUGGGACCGUGAGCGUGUCUAGACGUAGAGGCAAUCUAGAUAGAUAAUAUACCCAUCUGACAUUCGAC
Boeremia exigua is the source of this 631-nucleotide messenger RNA. RefSeq lists its product as uncharacterized. The coding region runs from base 171 to 542 and encodes 123 amino acids. Lineage: Eukaryota; Fungi; Ascomycota; Dothideomycetes; Pleosporales; Didymellaceae. The transcript is spliced from 2 exons. The record is from RefSeq and is a predicted model, not a curated record.